Conger conger (European conger) is the source of this 2928-nucleotide messenger RNA. Its product is annotated as fibroblast growth factor 4B-like. NCBI's taxonomy places the organism in Eukaryota, Metazoa, Chordata, Actinopteri, Anguilliformes, Congridae. The record is from RefSeq and is a predicted model, not a curated record. The transcript has 3 exons. Gene Ontology annotation, molecular function: fibroblast growth factor receptor binding; growth factor activity. Gene Ontology annotation, cellular component: cytoplasm. Gene Ontology annotation, biological process: positive regulation of cell population proliferation; regulation of cell migration; positive regulation of gene expression. Bases 467 to 1087 code for a protein of 206 amino acids.
UGACGGCAGUCGACUGAACCCCCCGGCAGAGUUGGCAUUGCAGUUUCAGCGCUUCUUCCUCUCCCGCAGGCGUGCAACUUUUUUUUCCUUCCUCCCUCCUGCGGCGUCUCCCUACUUUUCGAACGGGGCAAAAAACGGGCGGCGAAGUCAAGAGUGAUGUCACGUGCAGACGCGCCUGCCUGGCAAGGUGAAAUCGGUUUUUGGUGAGUGGUGCUCCCCACGACCAGCGUUGCCCUUUCCAGAGGCGCGGAGCUGCGAAAGAUGGUAAUCACCGCUACCACCGCCUCAAGCUCUACCGCCCUCUCUCCGUCCUUUUCUCCGCCGCGCUCGGGCCGCCGUUCCAUGCCCGAAACCCUGAUCUGCCUUCCAAAAAUACGCCUCUGCCACCAUGCUGAAGGAAGAAAAACAAGAAGAGGGGUAUUUUUAGGGCCGUUAAUUUUGACCACGUGCCCCGAAGGUAAACCGGAUGACCAUUGCGCAAAGGCUCCUCGUCGGUAUGUCCAGCGAGGCCAGCGCGCACUGGACGCUGCCCGCGAUUGUUCUCCUGGGGUUCCUGGUCGGAAUUGUGUCAUCAUAUCCGAUUCCGAGCAGGACUAAUGCACCUUCGCUGGAGAAACGGUGGGAGACCAUGCUCUCCCGGUCCCUUCUGAGGGCCCCCGGGGAGAAAUCGGACCUGAACUGGGAGACUGAGUAUUUGUUGGGCAUCAAGAGAGUGCGGAAGCUUUACUGUAACGUGGGCAUCGGGUUUCACCUUCAGAUCCUCGCGGACGGCAGGAUAAGCGGCGCGCACAUGGAAAACCAGUACAGUCUAAUAGAAAUCUCCACGGUAGAGCGGGGAGUGGUUAGCUUGUUUGGGGUGAAAAGUGGCCUGUUUGUCGCAAUGAAUAGCAGAGGACGGUUGUACGGAACGGCGGUCUUCCGGGACGAGUGCAAGUUCAAGGAGACCCUGCUGCCAAACAACUACAACGCCUACGAGUCUUCCUCCUACAGCGGCUUCUACCUGGCCCUGAGCAAGCACGGCCGGCCCAAGCGCGGGAACAGGGCCACCACCGCCAUGACGGUCACACACUUCCUGCCGCGGCUCUGAGCCACACACGCAAUAAAUCACUCAUUUGCACAUACGGACAUUCUCCCAGGUAAUAUAUAUAUAUAUGUGUUUAUAUAUAUAUAUGUUAAUGCAAACUGACUGCACAAACUCUAUAGAGCGAUAUUUAUCCGUGUCUUUAUGUGUAUAUUUGGGUAGGCGCGCCUCUUGUUAGACCUGUGCUGCUGCUCUUUAACCUGGGCCCCGCCCCCUCCCUUCCCACGGGUGGUGCUGAUUGGGUGAGACUUGGCCCUGACGCGUUGGAGUGACUUUUGACUCGUUAGCUGAACUGUCAGUCAAACGGAUGAUUAUUACCUCACAAACCCCCCCACCCCAGAGCUUGGCUGGUCUCUCCACACCUUCUCUCUGCCCCCCCCCCCCCAGCCCCCCACCCCCCCUCAGCUGUAGCAAUGACACUGAAGCACUUUAGAUGCACCCCACCCCCCCCACCCGUCCCCACCCCCUACCAGCCAUAAGAUGGUGCUUUUAAGCUUCCAAACUCCCAGAACAGCCCUCCUGCCCUGACUGUCUCCGGAGUUGUUCCUCUUUCCUGUCAAAAGCUGUCAGAAUUAAAUUAAGGUCAAAUUAAAGUAAAACUACAACUAUUAACUAUACAGUGAUAACAAUGCUAAUAGGGUUUGGUUCAGUGGUUACAGUUUAGGGCUUUGCGAAAUGGAUUUGGUUUAGUGCUACUGGAAUUCUAAGAGGUGUCCAUCACCUGCCUGAAGGACCCUUCCCACAGGUGUCCAUCGCCUGUCUGAAGCACCCUUCCCACAGGUGUCCAUCGCCUGCCUGAAGGACUCUUCCCACAGGUGUCCAUCACCUGCCUGAAGGACCCUUCCCAUAGGUGUCCAUCACCUGCCUGACGGACCCUUCCCACAGGUGUCCAUCACCUGCCCGAAGGACCCUUCCCAUAGGUGUCCAUCACCUGCCCGAAGGACUCUUCCCAUAGGUGUCCAUCGCCUGUCUGAAGGACCCUUCCCAUAGGUGUCCAUCGCCUGUCUGAAGGACCCUUCCCAUAGGUGUCCAUCGCCUGUCUGAAGGACCCUUCCCACAGGUGUCCAUCACCUGCCCGAAGGACCCUGAGGCUGUCCUGCAGCAGCAGGUCUGAGAACAAGAGUGACAGGCUGCGCUCCAAACCGCAUACGAGCACUAAAGCACUAAAGCACCGCUUGCACUACAUUUCAGGCUGAUUUUCAUUGAAAUGUAGUACGAGCAGGAUGCCAAGUAUGUGAUUUUGAACACAGCCACAAGUGGCUGAGCAGAGGAGCCAUGACAGGAUGCCAGGCCAAAACAUAAAGGAAGAAGGAGAGAGAGGGAAUGAGAUAGAGAGGGAGGGAGAGAGAGACGAAAGGAGAGUCAGGGUGAAGGGUUGAAUAUAAGGCUCAGUGCUCUAUUCCAGGGAUGCUCAAUCUCACCCAGAGAGGGCCGGUGUGGGAGCAGGCUUCUGUUCCAACCCAGCAGCGACACGCCUGACUCGACUAAUCAACCACAGAGUCUUUGCUGAGGACCGUGCUCAGUAGAGUCAGGUGUGUGACUGCACAAUCCUGCACCCUGUCUGGGUGAGAUUGAGUAUCCCUGCGUGCACACAGAACCCCCCCCCCCAGUGAAAUGUCCCCUCGGUGCGACAGAAAAGGAGCGGGCCUAUUUUAAUCUGCUGGAGCCCGGUCAGAGCUCCUCACAGGGCCCUGCUGUUUGUGCAGCUCUACAGGUCCCGCCAGGUCAGCUGUCUCUGUAAAACCGCCAGGCAGCGACGCCGGAAGGCCUUAAGAUUCCCUCUCUCCCUCCCUCUCCCUCUCCCUCUCCCUCUCUCUCCCUCUCCCUCUCCCUCUCUCUCCCUCUCC